UCUUCCGAAGUAGUAACCCUUUUGCCUCAACCUAUAGAUACACUUUUUCUUUCUCUAUACAUAAUAAAUAUUAUUAGGGUUCAAGGCAAAGACGGCGGAGAUGCUGAAGUUCUACAAAUGUAGCAGCACCUCACUCCAAUGGAACCCAUCCCCGAUUGUCGCUUUAGCCACUAGCCUCGACGACUCUCAAGUCGCCGCCGCCAGGGAAGACGGCUCUCUCGAAAUUUGGCUCGUCUCCCCUGGUGCUGUUGGCUGGCACUGUCAACUGACAAUACAGGGUGACCCAAAUUUGAGAGUUUCGUCGUUGGUAUGGUGUGGUUCGGGUGUCGGUGGGUUACCUGCUGGGAGGCUGUUUUCAUCAAGUAUUGAUGGAUCAAUUUCAGAGUGGGACUUGUUUAAUUUGACUCAAAAGGUUGUGGUGGAUCCUAUCGGUGUAUCAAUCUGGCAAAUGGCCACUAAUUCUUUGAGUAAGCAGCAGGUUAAUACAAAACAUGCUUUGGCUUCUAUAGAGAAUGGACAUGCUACUGAUAGCGAUAGUGAUAUCACUAGUGAUAGCGAGAUUGAAGGUGGUGCACAUGAGUUAUAUGAAGGGUCGAUCACUGAUAGUUCAUGUAUAGCAAUUGCUUGUGAUGAUGGUUGUGUUCGAUUAUACAAUAUCUCAGACUCAGAUCAGUUUAAUUACCAUAAAUCGCUGCCAAGGGUCAGUGGUCGUGUAUUAAGUGUUACUUGGAGUCCAGAUUCAAAGAUGAUAUAUUCUGGAAGUAGUGACGGGUUUAUAAGAUGCUGGGAUGCUAAAUCGUCUCAUGAAGUUUAUCGAAUUACUGUUGGUCUUGGAGGCUUAGGCGGUGGCUCUGAUCUUUGUGUAUGGUCUUUACUUGCACUGAGGUGCGGGACUCUUGUGAGUGCAGAUAGUAGUGGCAGUGUCCAAUUUUGGGACAGUUUGCAUGGAACUCUCUUGCAAGCACAUUCUUGCCACAAGGGAGACGUCAAUGCUCUGGCGGCUAGUCCAAGCCAUACCAGGGUAUUUUCUGCUGGGUCAGAUGGCCAGAUUAUAUUGUAUAAGCUUUCUGGGAAUGCCACAGGCUCUGCGGAUGAUAGAUCAUGUUUGAAAGCAGUUAAAAAAUGGGUAUAUGUUGGUUAUGUGAGAGCCCAUACACAUGAUGUUAGAGCCUUGGUUGUUGCUGUACCCAUAAGUCGUGAAGAUUUACUGCCUGACGAAAAAGUAAAAAGAGCUCGUGGAACGGAUAAGUCAAUUGAUUUCAGUUACAAUAAGUGGGCUCAUACGGGUAUCCCUAUGCUUAUAUCAGCUGGUGAUGACACUAAGCUUUUUGCGUAUUCAGCCAAUGAGUUUACCAAAUUUGCUCCUCAUGAUAUUUGUCCUGCACCACAAAGACCACCUGUUCAAUUGGUGUGCAGUACAGCUAAUAAGUUCGCUUAUCUGCUUCUGGUCCAGGCUUCACACUGGUUAGAUAUUUUUACGGUCAAUGUGAAAAAAGAUGUUUCCGGCCCAGGUGGCAGUGUUUCAACUACAGAUAUGGUUGCUCGAGUUAAAAGCAAGGGUUCACGGAAGAUCAUUUGCAGCUCCUUUUCAUCUUCUGGGAGGUUUUUUGCCUACUCGGAUCAUGUGAGGCCUUGCUUAUUUGAGUUGAAAAAGAAUGUGGUCGGGAAAAGUGUGUGGUCCAUAACUAAAAGAAAACUUCCUACAUCCAUACCAUUUGCCCAUUCCAUGAUCUUUAGUUCCGAUUCAUCUCGGUUAAUGAUUUCUGGACACGACAGAAUGAUAUAUGUUGUGGAUGUUGGAAGCCUGGAAUUAACACAUAGGUUCACUCCCUGUCGGAAGGAAACUGAUGAAGAAUUGCCACCUACUCAGCCGCCGAUAACAAAGAUGUUUACUAGUCUUGAUGGACAGUGGCUAGCUGCUGUCAACUGCUUUGGAGAUGUGUAUAUAUUCAAUCUAGAGACACAAAGGCAACACUGGUUUAUAUCACGAUUGGAUGGUGCCUCGGUUACUGCUGGGGGGUUUAGUCCUCGAAAUAGCAAUGUGCUAAUAAUCUCUACAUCUUCAAAUCAAGUGUAUGUAUUUGAUGUGGAUGCUAAGAAAUUAGGAGAAUGGUCUAGACACAACACAUUUAUCUUGCCACGAAGAUAUCAGGACUUUCCUGGAGAGGUUAUUGGACUCACAUUUCCGCCAUCUACAAGCUCCUCUUCUGUCAUCAUUUACAGUUCCCGGGCAAUGUGCUUCAUUGACUUUGGAAUGCCGAUUGGUCAAGAUGAAGAUCAUGAGAAGGUAUACAGUCCAUUAAAUGGGAAAUUAAAACGCAAGUUGAUAGGGCAUGAGUAUGAUAGUAAAAAGGGUGGUAGGAAUUUUGAACUUUGUGCGUUUAGAGAACCUGUUUUAUACAUUGGCCACCUCUCAAAAGGUUCUGUAUUGGUCAUAGACAAACCAUGGUUGCAAGUGGUUAAGACAUUUGAUGCCCAGCCUGUUCACAGACAUAUAUACGGGUCAUAAACCAUAACGUCCCGACAAAGGUGGUACUAGAAGAGGUUAGAUAGAGCAGUUCAAUUUUGGUCUCUUAUUAUCCUGAGUCAAAAGCAUGUUGUGUAAUGUGUCCUUGGUCUUCUUUCUUUUAAUAGUAAUAUUUUUCCUGUUGUCAAUGAUGACAUUGGGUUGACUGAACUUGCUAAAAUGGGUUUACUUCAUUUGUUAGUC
Erigeron canadensis is the source of this 2710-nucleotide messenger RNA. RefSeq names its product WD repeat-containing protein PCN-like. The record is from RefSeq and is a predicted model, not a curated record. NCBI's taxonomy places the organism in Eukaryota, Viridiplantae, Streptophyta, Magnoliopsida, Asterales, Asteraceae. The transcript has 11 exons. Gene Ontology annotation, molecular function: protein binding. The coding region runs from base 101 to 2509 and encodes 802 amino acids. Gene Ontology annotation, biological process: meristem growth; meristem maintenance.